This is a messenger RNA of Grammomys surdaster, 1294 nucleotides long. It is a transcript of the gene Mdh1, whose product is annotated as malate dehydrogenase 1. Gene Ontology annotation, biological process: tricarboxylic acid cycle; malate metabolic process; oxaloacetate metabolic process. The transcript has 9 exons. Bases 96 to 1100 code for a protein of 334 amino acids. Lineage: Eukaryota; Metazoa; Chordata; Mammalia; Rodentia; Muridae. Gene Ontology annotation, cellular component: cytosol; mitochondrion. Gene Ontology annotation, molecular function: L-malate dehydrogenase (NAD+) activity. The record is from RefSeq and is a predicted model, not a curated record.
CACGCUCUUUCUCAGAAUCUGUUCCGCUGUAGAGGUGACCUGACUGCUUGAGAAGGCCUUUGCAGGUGCAGAGAUCAACCUUGCAGUUUGCAAUUAUGUCUGAACCAAUCAGAGUCCUUGUGACUGGAGCAGCCGGUCAGAUUGCAUAUUCACUAUUGUACAGUAUUGGAAAUGGAUCUGUCUUUGGGAAAGACCAGCCCAUCAUUCUUGUGCUGUUGGACAUCACCCCCAUGAUGGGUGUUCUGGACGGUGUCCUGAUGGAACUGCAAGACUGUGCCCUUCCCCUUCUGCAGGAUGUCAUUGCAACAGACAAAGAAGAGAUUGCCUUCAAAGACCUGGAUGUGGCUGUCCUUGUGGGCUCCAUGCCAAGAAGAGAAGGCAUGGAGAGGAAGGACCUACUGAAAGCCAAUGUGAAAAUCUUCAAAUCCCAGGGUGCAGCCUUGGAGAAAUACGCCAAGAAAUCAGUUAAGGUCAUUGUUGUGGGAAACCCAGCCAAUACAAACUGCCUGACAGCCUCCAAGUCGGCGCCGUCCAUCCCCAAGGAGAACUUCAGUUGCCUGACUCGCUUGGACCACAACCGAGCGAAGUCUCAAAUUGCUCUUAAACUCGGUGUAACCUCUGAUGAUGUAAAGAAUGUCAUUAUCUGGGGAAAUCAUUCAUCAACCCAGUAUCCAGAUGUCAAUCAUGCCAAGGUGAAAUUGCAAGGAAAGGAAGUCGGUGUGUAUGAAGCCCUAAAAGACGACAGCUGGCUGAAGGGAGAGUUCAUCACGACUGUGCAACAGCGUGGUGCUGCCGUCAUCAAAGCUCGGAAGCUGUCCAGUGCAAUGUCUGCUGCAAAAGCCAUCUCAGACCACAUCAGAGACAUCUGGUUUGGAACCCCAGAGGGAGAGUUCGUUUCGAUGGGCGUUAUCUCUGAUGGCAACUCCUAUGGUGUCCCCGAUGACCUGCUCUACUCGUUCCCUGUCGUGAUCAAGAAUAAGACCUGGAAGUUUGUUGAAGGCCUCCCCAUCAAUGACUUCUCCCGUGAGAAGAUGGACCUGACUGCAAAGGAGCUGACCGAGGAAAAGGAAACAGCUUUUGAGUUUCUCUCCUCUGCAUGACUAGACAGUGGUGUUGACGUCAGCAGACAUCUCAAGGCUGAGGAAUCAAAAUGUCGUCUUUGAGCCUAGUACCAAACAGUAAUAAUGCUACAUUCAAAUUGUGAACAGCUAAAUAUUUUAAAUAGUAUGUGCUUUGUGAUUUGUGAAAGUCUAUCAUGUUGUUAGUGCUGCAAUCUAAAUAAAAGUAUAUUCAA